This is a messenger RNA of Fonticula alba, 1158 nucleotides long. RefSeq lists its product as hypothetical. Gene Ontology annotation, biological process: protein dephosphorylation. The coding region runs from base 1 to 1158 and encodes 385 amino acids. Gene Ontology annotation, molecular function: protein tyrosine/serine/threonine phosphatase activity. Gene Ontology annotation, cellular component: cytoplasm. Lineage: Eukaryota; Rotosphaerida; Fonticulaceae. The record is from RefSeq and is a predicted model, not a curated record. The transcript has a single exon.
AUGUCGGAGGCCCAUGCCAGAUCGUCGGGCGCAUGGUCCGUCGCUUCGACCACCCCCCCGGAUGAUCGCGGUCUAAAGGGGCUCCUGCCGGGAGCCGGGACCGGGAAUCCAGCCUCCGAUCUGUCUGGGCCGCCGCCGCCGGUGCAGCCGCUUUCCCCGGGUGCCCUUGAGCCCGGGCUGCCGAUCCUGCCAUCGGUGUACCAGUUUUCUCUCUACCCCCUCGGUCAUCCGCAGCCGGCCGGCUCGACGGAUGACACAUCUGCCUCCUGUCUGGCGGACCAUGCCAAUUGCCGAAGCAUGCCAAGCGACAUCACCACUCCGGUGGUCCACCCCCGGACGCCUGGCCUGGCUCCCCUCCCGACGACGGUUCUCCCCCCGCGCCCGAUCAACCACCAUUACCACACCUUCCAGUUUGAACAUAAGUCCUCCCUGGGCCAGGGGCCCGACGACACCAUCGAUCUGAUUGUCCCGGGGCUAUACCUGUCCGGAGUGGGGGGGGCCUGUUCGCGGGAUCGCAUCGACCGUCUCGGCAUCCGGACCUUCCUGAACCUGAGUAUGACGGCCGAAACGCGGACUCCCUAUCUGGUGGGAUCGCCGGGUGCACUGUGCGCCCCGAGCUCCGAGACAUUCGGCGUCUGCCGACAUGCCGGACCGGGGCUCGAGUGUGCCUAUGUCAGCCCUUCGGCCGCCGAGCGCCAUGGGAAUACCUGUGCCUUUGAUCGGCCUCCCAUUGUGGAAGCAGACCCGAGCCUGCAGUUCCGAGCCAACCCCGGGCAGAUGGACAUGCUGGCGCAUGGACGCUUUCGCCAGCACCGCAUCAAUCCCUACCGGCCAACGAUCAUCCCGGCCGCCGAUGAGGGAGCCCCCUACACCUUCCAUUGGCUGCCGAUCGAGGAUCGCGCGCAGCAGCUUGUCCUGCCGGUUCUUCCGGCCACGGUCAGCCUGAUUGCCGCGUGCCUGGAGCGCGGCGAGCCGAUCCUGGUCCACUGCAAUGCCGGGGUCUCUCGCAGUGCCACCGUUGUUCUGGCCUUCCUUAUUUGCCAUUUCGGUUGGACCCUGCGCUUCGCCAUGGACCAUGUGGCUGCCUGUCGGCCGAUCGCCCGGUGCGUGUGCUUCCCGGCAAUUGCCCUGCCUUCUCCAUUCGCCUGGGUACACUGA